Gamsiella multidivaricata is the source of this 3105-nucleotide messenger RNA. RefSeq lists its product as uncharacterized. The transcript has 9 exons. The coding region runs from base 1 to 3105 and encodes 1034 amino acids. The record is from RefSeq and is a predicted model, not a curated record. Gene Ontology annotation, molecular function: RNA polymerase II complex binding. Gene Ontology annotation, cellular component: Cdc73/Paf1 complex. Lineage: Eukaryota; Fungi; Mortierellomycota; Mortierellomycetes; Mortierellales; Mortierellaceae. Gene Ontology annotation, biological process: regulation of DNA-templated transcription.
AUGUACCAUCCACAAUCAAACAGCACACUCGAGAUUCCUUUAAAGGGGUCAGACAACGUUCUCGAGAUCUCGCGCUCUAGCCUGCCCCCACCCUCGGAGCUCUUUGAUAUCCUCAAAGCAGAGGAAGCACCUCUCAGGAACUAUAUCCUCUUUGCGCUUGAAUAUGCCCGGCAAAAGAAUGCGGAUUCUGCGAUUAAGGUCUUGACCGAUGGCCUGAAUGUCGAAUAUGAGACCAACCCCAGGCCGCGGCUUCCGCUUCACAACCUUCUCGCAUCUCUCAACAUCCGCAAGGCCUAUCAAUCUGGAAUUACUCCCCAGGAACGAAAUGCAUUUUGGUCCGAAGCAACGAAGCAUCUGGGGGCGGCCGAAAAGAUCAACCCAAAGGACGAUACAACAUGGAUCAGCAAAGGCCUGCUCUUGCUCGCUCGCAACUCGCUGGAUGACGCAUAUCGUCAUUUCAAACAGGUCCUCGGAGAGAAUAACAGGAGUAUUCCAGCCCUGCUCGGAACUGCGCGCAUUCUUUUCAUUCGUGAAAAUUAUAUCCAAGCUCUCGCAUACUACCGCAAUGUCUUAAAACUUCAGCCGGAUUGCAUUCCAAACCCACGAAUCGGCAUGGGACUGUGUUUCUACAAGCUGGGGAUGGUCGAGGCUGCACAGCAGGCGUUCGAGCGUUGUGUCGAGAUGAACGGGCAGGAUGCUACAGCGCAUGUACUGCUGGCGAUCCUUCAGUUCAACAAAUGCAAGGAGUCAGAUAUUUCAGAGGAGGAAAUCAAACAAAUAUACAAAACUGGAUUCCUGCACUUAAAGAACGCAUAUGGAGCCGACAAGAAGAACCCUGUCGUGGGCCUUUAUAUGGGCAAGCAUUUCGCAGUUACCCAGGAUUUGGAGAAGGCUAUGGCAUUCGCCACCAAGGCAUCGAACGCAAACGGCCUGAAGAACGUGCAGUCCGAGGGACUUUAUAUCAUGGGCAGGAUCCAUCAUCAACAGGAGCGGUAUGUUGAAGCCCUCGCAUGUUACGGAAAGGCUGUCAGCUUCAACCCCGAUAAUCUAUUGGCUCAGUUCGGACUCGGUCAGACGCUUCUCUUCAAGCAAGACAUUGCUGGCGCGAUCUCUGCGUUCGAGAGGAUUCUCAGCAAGGAGCCAAAGUGCGUCGAAGCUAUUGCUAUUCUAGGAUCGAUCUACUCGCGUUCAGCAGCAUCAAAAAGCAAAGCUCUUGAGUUCUUUGAUAAGGCCACCAAUAUCAUUCACGAAAGGAACACGCUCUCAGUCCAGGAUCCACUCAUGUUCACAGAAAUGGCUCAACUGUUGGAGCAGACAGAUAUCGCCAAAACUACUAAGGCAUACAUGUUCGCUCUCGGAAUUUGCGGACAAAAAGUCGAGAGAGGUGAAUCUGUGGAGUACAUGCCUGAGCUUUUGAACAACGUCGCUGCAAUCAGCCACAUGGAUGGUCGACUCGAUGCUGCGGAGGGGAGCUACAACAAGGCAUUAGAUAUCUGUGCAAGCAAGGAGGACGAUGCCGACAUGGCCACAGAAGCAACCAUCACCACCAUUCGAUAUAACCUAGCCCGUCUGUAUGAGGAACGGAACGAAAUCAAGCGCGCAGAAGAGAUUUACAAGGACAUUGCCAGCAAGUAUCACGGAUAUGCUGAUGCUCACUUGCGUCUCGGAGUCAUCGAGCAAUCCCGCGGCAAUUUUGAUCAGGCAGCUGAGUUAUAUAAGGACGUUUUCGGCAUGAUCGAUAACAAGAAUGUCGAUGCAUGGACUCUGAUGGGUAUGUUGCAGCAGAAGCAGAACCAGAUCAGGAACUCGCGAAAAACAUUAGAGAGGAUCGUUAAGGAAAUCAACCGCCACGAUGUGUAUACCCUCUUGGCCCUCGGAAACAACCAUCUUAACGUCGCUCGUGAAGAGAAAGACAACAUGGCCAUGAAACAAGAGUUCUACAAGAAGGCCUUCGAGUUUUUUGACAAGGUGCUGAAGAUUGACGCCUACAACGCCUAUGCUGCCAAUGGUAUCGCUAUUUCACUGGCUGUUCAUGGCCAUCAUACGGAAGCAAGAGAGAUGUUCUUGCAGAUUCGCGAAGCUGCCUCUGCUAUCCCUACAAUCUGGCUUAACUUGGCCUUAGUUUCGGCGGAUAUGGGCCAAUAUAGAAAUGCCGUGCUUCUGUAUGCGGCUGUUUCCAAAAAGUUUUUCAACAACGAAGACGAGAAUGUCAUACUGUCGAUGGCAAAGGCACAGUACUGUUUGGCCAAGCAGGAAAAGAGUCCUGAAAAGAUGCUUCAGGCCUUAUCAAUGGCACAGAAGGCGUUCCGUCUGAACCCAAGUGACAAGACGGCUCUUUACGAUAUUGCUCUUAUCCAACAAUCCUAUGCCCAGCUUGUAUCGGAUCGCUCAGCAGACCAGCGUACAGUCGACGACAUCAAUCAUGCUAUGAUCGGCUUAGGCGCAGCCAAAGGGAUUUUGAAGUCAUUGAUUACGGUUCCUACAAAGGAGCACGUCUACUACGAACGCGAAAUUGCCGCCCAACGCGAGAAACAUGGAGAUUCACUGCUAAACAUUCUUCAGAGAAAACUGAAGGAUCAAGAAGUAUUCGAGGCAGAGAAGCAAAAGGCCUUAGACGAGACUCGCAAGAAGCGCGAGGCUGAGAAGGCUAGGAAGGACGAAGAAGAGCGGAUACAGCGCGAGAAGCAAGUACAGGAAGAGCGUGAAAUUUUGGAGAGUCGUCGUGCUCUGGAUGAGGGUGCAAAGGAGACACAGCGCGAGCUGGAUGAGAUGAACAGGGAGCGUGCAGAGCGCAAGCGGAUGGUGGUGAGUGAUGAUGAAGUAAGCGACGGUGAUCUGGACGGAGGCGUUGAGCGCGAGUCCAAGCGGCAGAAAAAGGAACGCAAGCCCAAGGAGCCGAAAGAACCAAGGGAGCCAAAAGAAGCAAAGGAACUAAAGAAGGGCAAGCUGCGCAAGAAAUCGGAGGUUGAGGGGCGAGCAAGGAGCAAGAGCACAGACAGGGAUGAGGACGACUUGCGUGAUGAUCCGACAUCGCACAAGGUCUCCUCCAAGAAGUACAAAUCGAAAGAGAUCAUUGACUCGGACGAGGACGAGAUGUCAGACUAA